CCUGCAAACACCAGUGGAGGGACAUUCCUUCUGUUCAGAUGUCUGGCUGACGUCUGAUGCUUAAAACGGAGCAUGCUUUCAUCCCUCCAUGCAUUGUCGCAAGCUCCCGGUGCUUACUCUUAAAAGGGUGCCUCAGCUACGCAGGGAAACAGUUGCUGACCAAACGGGACGUGGUGUGCUCGAUCCAGCCCUCGUGAAUGCCUGAUCCUUCCAGUUCCGUACCAGCCUGACCCAACGGGACCAUGUCUACCUUUGGCUACAGAAGAGAGCUUAGCAAAUAUGAGGACAUUGACGAGGAUGAGCUCCUCGCUUCUCUCACGGAAGAGGAGCUGAAGGAGCUGGAGCGGGAACUGGAGGACAUCGAGCCCGACCGCAACCUCCCAGUAGGACAACGGCAAAAGAGCCUGACAGAGAAAACACCCACCGGGACUUUCAGCAGGGAAGCGCUGAUGGCCUACUGGGAGCAGGAGACCAGGAAGCUCUUGGAAAAAGAGAGGCUGGGCGCGUGUGAGAAGGAUUCAGAGCAAGAAGAAGACAACUCAGAAGACAUUCAAGAAGAAUGUUUCACAGAAAGCAAUAGUGAAGUGUCUGAGGAGGCAUAUACUGAAGAGGAUGAUGAAGAGGAAGAAGAAGAGGAGGAGGAAGAGGAAGAUGAAGAUGACAGUGAUGACGAGGAUGAGGAAAAGCAAAAUUCUGCGGCUAGUGAAAGACCUGUGAAUUGUGAGGACGGCAGGAGUUCUGACCACGCCAGACACAAGAAGUGUAGCAGUACGAAGAACAGUGAAAACUUGUUCAAUGGCCAUGAUGACACUGAAAAUCUGAGCUUUAAAAGCAGUGCCAUCCACCCAUGUGGAAAUCCAACAGUUAUUGAGGAUGCUCUGGAAAAAGUUCGGAGCAAUGACCCUGAGACCACAGAGGUUAAUCUGAAUAACAUUGAAAAUAUUACUUCACAGAUGCUUAUACAUUUCUCCCAAGCCCUGAGGGACAACACUGUAGUUAAGUCAUUCAGCUUGGCUAACACACAUGCUGAUGACAACGUCGCAAUAGCCAUUGCUGGUAUGUUAAAAGUAAAUCAGCAUAUCACUAGUCUGAAUAUCGAGUCGAAUUUUAUCACAGGCAAAGGAGUACUGGCCAUCAUGAGAGCUCUGCAGCAUAACAAGGUUCUAACAGAGUUACGGUUCCACAACCAAAGGCAUAUCAUGGGCAGUCAGGUGGAAAUGGACAUAGUUAAGCUGUUAAAAGAGAACACUACUCUGGUCAAGCUGGGGUACCACUUUGACCUUGCUGGCCCAAGAAUGAGCAUGACGAGUAUCCUGACAAGAAAUAUGGAUAAACAAAGGCAAAAGCGCAUGCAGGAGCAACGGCAACAAGAGUAUGGUUGUGAUGGAGCUAUCAACCCAAAGACCAAAGUCUUGCAGAAAGGCACUCCUCGUUCCUCUCCAUACACCUCACCUAAGAGUUCACCUUGGUCCUCUCCAAAGCUCCCGAGGAAAUCAGCACCAGCAAAAAGUCAGCCUCCGGCUCCUGCACCCCCUCCACCCCCACCUCCACCCCCACCCCCCCCUCCUCCCCCUCCCGUUAUUCCAGACAAGAAAGCACCGACCAGGAACAUAGCUGAGGUUAUCAAACAGCAAGAAAGUUCAAGAAAAGCCUUACAGAAUGGACAGAAAAAGAAAAAAGGCAAAAAAAGCAAAAAACAUGAGAACAGUAUAUUGAAAGAAAUUAAAGAUUCUCUGAAAUCCGUCCCAGACAGAAAAUCGGAAGAAGGUUCGCGGCCUUCCUCCCGACCCUCCACCCCACAAAGGUCCCUCCAUGACAACCUUAUGGAAGCAAUUCGAGCAAGCAGCAUAAAACAACUAAGACGGGUGGAGUUACCAGAAGCCCUUCGGUGAAAGCCUGGAUGAUGGAAGAAGCAGAGCACUGCAGUGGCCAAGGGAAGGCUGUUGGGCUGUUCACCGGUGCUAAAAUAGACUGUGUAGCAAGCUGCUUCUAAAGUGCUCUCCUAGAUUCAAACAAUUUAUCUUUUCCUUUCAAAGAAAUAAACCCACUAACUACUAAACCGUGCUUUAAAGAUACAUUUGCCUUAUAAUCUGUAAAUAUGGAAAUAAUUUUCUUUUUUAUUUAAUGAGAUUUCUAUUGGGAAAUUGCUGCUUAUUUGGAUAUUCUUUUCAAUAGAUUGCAAAUCACUGGAUAAGUUCUUCGCAAUGAAAUGUAACAGUUUACCAAUCUCUGGUUUCUUCCUCCUCUUUUUUUUUCUUUUCUUUUUUUUUUUUCCAUGAAUUUACAAUAAAUGCAGUUUGAAGCUUAUAAGCAGAAA
This is a messenger RNA of Tympanuchus pallidicinctus (lesser prairie-chicken), 2317 nucleotides long. It is a transcript of the gene LMOD2, whose product is annotated as leiomodin 2. The transcript is spliced from 3 exons. Gene Ontology annotation, molecular function: tropomyosin binding; actin binding. Gene Ontology annotation, cellular component: striated muscle thin filament; myofibril. Gene Ontology annotation, biological process: myofibril assembly; muscle contraction; pointed-end actin filament capping. Lineage: Eukaryota; Metazoa; Chordata; Aves; Galliformes; Phasianidae. The record is from RefSeq and is a predicted model, not a curated record. The coding region runs from base 243 to 1892 and encodes 549 amino acids.